UAUCUCUGUUUUCCCAUUUCCAAAUCCAAACGAAGCCCUCUCCGUUUCUUCUCUUCUUCUUCUUCUCCUCCUCCUCCUCCGUUCCUUUGCUCCGAUAAUCGGAAAAUGGAAGGAAGUGACUCACUCACAAUCACCACCGUUUCUUCAACUCCACUAUCCCAAUCUCCUUCUUCUUCUUCUUCUCCGGCACCACCGCCGCCCGUUAUUCUCAGUCCAUGUGCGGCCUGUAAGAUUUUGCGACGCCGAUGUGCCGAGCGAUGUGUAUUGGCUCCCUAUUUCCCUCCCACUGAACCGGCGAAGUUCGCCAUCGCUCAUCGAGUUUUUGGCGCCAGUAAUAUCAUCAAAUUCCUGCAGGAACUGCCUGAAUCUCAAAGGGCAGAUGCAGUGAGCAGCUUGGUUUAUGAAGCAAGUGCAAGGAUUAGAGACCCUGUUUAUGGGUCAGCAGGGGCCAUUUGCCAACUCCAAAAGCAAGUCAAUGAGCUUCAAGCCCAACUAGCCAAAGCUCAGGCAGAGGUUGUCAACAUGCAAUGCCAACAAGCCAAUCUUGUGGCCUUUGUUUGCAGGGAAUUGGCUCAAUCUCAUCAAUCUUUUGAUGAAUUCAAUGGCAGCCCACAUAAUGGAUUAUUACAGAGCAUUAAUCCUCCAAGUUACUUUGAUGAUAGCAAUAAUGUAAACUCGUUGUGGGAACCCCUUUGGACAUGAAUUUUAUUUAGUUUUUUAGGUUUGUGGAUGUAUGGUGUUCGAUAAAAUGCUCCAACGAAGUUUCUCCAAACUCUCUUGAGAGCCAAAUUUGAGGUUGUGGGAAGGAGAAACUUUGUGGAAAAAAUACAACAGAAAUUUUAGGCUC
This is a messenger RNA of Cucumis melo (muskmelon), 847 nucleotides long. RefSeq names its product LOB domain-containing protein 1-like. Lineage: Eukaryota; Viridiplantae; Streptophyta; Magnoliopsida; Cucurbitales; Cucurbitaceae. Bases 106 to 702 code for a protein of 198 amino acids. The record is from RefSeq and is a predicted model, not a curated record. The transcript has 2 exons.